UCGCAGAUGGCAUUCACAAGAUUCAGUGGCUUGGAUGCAGAGCUCUGGGAGGCUGGUGCUGUGAAUGAGGCUGUCACAAUAUGCGUGCAGAUCGUUCUUUGCAGGAUGAUGUCAAAUUGUGAAUAUGGCUGUUUUAAAAUCUUCUCCAGUGAAGUUAAGCUUUGCCACCUACCUCGCCCUCCUGCCUUUCAUCUUUAUAGAAAGUGUGUUUUGUACAGAGGGUAUUUCCAGCUGCCUAUCUCACCCAUGCCAAAACAAUGCAACUUGUCAAGAUGUUAAACCAGACUUUCAUUGCCAAUGUUCAUCGAUUUCUGUUGCAAAGAAGAUCAAGCCAUGCACCCCUCACAAUCUUUGCCGAUCUGAUUCUUGUAACAGAAAUGCCACUUGCAUCACCCUUGGAAAUCCCACUAACCUCAGGUGCCGCUGUGAAUCUGGGAAUCAAGAAGAGCUCUGCAAGACCCACAUACUCCAGUGUGCUGAAGACCUUUGUGACAGUGGGGUCAAUUGUCAAGUCCUCUCUAAUCAGGAUGUAGUCCCCAAUUACAGGUGUAUUUGCCAGGACGGUUAUGAGGGUGAGCACUGUGAAACAAAUGUUAAUGAAUGUGCCUCCAACCCAUGCCACAAUGGAGCUGUGUGCCGGGACACAGUGAACGGGUACUCCUGCUACUGUGUACCGGGCUUUCAAGGGAAACACUGUGAGAUCGAAGUCAAUGAGUGCAUUUCACGGCCCUGCCAAAAUGGAGCCACUUGUCUGAAUAAAAUUGGGAAUUAUGUCUGUAUGUGCAUGCCAGGGUAUACAGGGCGUAACUGUGAGUCGGAAACUGAUGAAUGCUGGUCAUCACCAUGCCAGAAUGGAGCUUCUUGUCAAGACCACCUGAAUGGCUUUUCUUGCACUUGUGCAGCAGGCUUCCAGGGAGACCUGUGUGAAAUAGACAUUGAUGAAUGCAGAAGUCAGCCCUGCCAAAAUGGAGGACAAUGUAUUGAUGGAAUUAAUGGUUACAGCUGCAUCUGCACCAGUCGGUGGUAUUCAGGUCCACACUGUGAGAUUUUCAUUGCCCCCUGUGAAGUGCAGCCAUGCCUCAACAAUGGCACUUGUGAGGAGAGAGGAGUUGACUAUAUGUGCAACUGCUGGCCAGGAUUUACGGGGCGAGACUGCGAGAUGGAUAUAAAUGAGUGCAGUAGUAACCCAUGCUCAACUGAAGGCACAUGUAUAGAGUUAUCAUGGAAGGAGUACUAUGGGAUAGCCCCUGAGCUGCCAGCAAACUUUGAAUACAGAAAUGCUGUGGGAUAUAUCUGCAGAUGUCACCAAGGCUAUACAGGUACUUUUUGUCAAGAAGAUAUCAAUGAAUGUUCAACAUCUCCCUGUCACAAUGGUGGUAGCUGUGAAAAUACUAAAGGAAGUUUUGCAUGCCACUGUCCCCAGACCUUCAAAGAUGGACUUGUGUUUGGUGGGCCAACCUGCCAAGAUGUCCUCAUAGGCUGUGACAGCCAUGGAUGCCAAAAUGGUGGCACAUGUAUACCACUCCUAAGAAACAAUCAGCAUGAAUACAGAUGUGCUUGUGUGAAUGGCUAUUCAGGUUCAAUGUGCCACCUCUCCACCACAUUUUCCUUUGAAGCAAGUGGAUACAUUCAUGUUGGAAGACCUGUUGAAGACAAAGAAGUGCUCUCUAAUAUAACUUUGAGCUUUCGAACGGUUCUUCCCAAUGCCCUUCUGUGUUAUCAGGGUGAUAAGGAUGUUUUCAUCAAGCUUGAGCUUCUUAGUGGCACCUUGCACUUAACCGUACAGAUUAAAAACGAACUGAGCUCUGUCUUGGAGCUUCCACCACACAACAUGAAUGAUGGGGAAUGGCAUAGUGUGAACAUGGUACUUGGAGGAAGAACAGCUACUGUGGCUAUCCUGGACAGCUCCUGUGUCAAUGGAUGUACCGAGGAAAUAGCAGUAGACUCUCAUAUCGGGGAUGUUUCUUUAGGAUUCCAUAACAUUUUCAUUGGCGGACUUAUGGUGAACCAAUCAAACUCUAUAACCAUUAAUGGUCUCCACGCAAAGCCUUAUUUUAUUGGCUGUUUUCAAGAUGUUUAUGUAGACUCCCAGUUGAUUAUUCCUUCCAACCUCUCUCAAGAAUCAGUGUUGAAUUUGACUUUAGGUUGUAGUACCAAAGACAGAUGCCUGUCUGACCCUUGCAACAUGAGAGGACGCUGUGUAAAUCUGUGGCAGAGCUACCACUGUGAGUGUUACAGGCCAUAUGAAGGUCCAAACUGCCUACAAGAAUACGCUGUUGCCCGAUUUGGAAGCGACAGCUUGCCGUCAUUUGCACAGUUCACAAUUGACAACAGCCCUGGAGAGAAUGUUACCAUUUCUAUGUUCAUCCGCACACGUCAACUAUCAGGUUUGCUAUUGGUUAUCCAGAAUCAAACCUACCAAUACCUGAAGAUUUGGUUGGAAAAUGGCAAAGUGAAAAUUCAAGUCAAUCAACUUGAUACCCUUGCUGGAGGAAGCUUUCUCAAUGAUGGCAUUUUCCAUCUGCUGAGUGUGAAAAUGGACCAAACUAAAAUGGAGCUAUUUCAACUGAUGGAGCAGCAAAGCCUUCAUAUUUCAGACUUUCAAAUCCGUGCAGGUGAUACUGUGUACGUGGGAGGACUCCCAGAAGAUAUCCACGUCUCUCAACAUGGAGGAUAUUUUAAAGGCUGCAUACAAGACUUGAGAAUUAACAGCAAUCGCCUAGAGUUCUACACCAUUGAGGCUCCAAUACCCACGUACACAAAAAGGGCCCUCAUGCACGUUACCCAAGGCUGUCCAGGCGACAACAUCUGCAUGACAAAUCCAUGUCAGAACGGUGGUGUUUGCUACUCAAUCUGGGAUGAUUUUACCUGCUCUUGCCCAUCCAGCACUUCAGGGCAACGGUGUGAAGAUGUCAGAUGGUGUGAGCUGAUGCCCUGUCCUUCAGAGGCCAUCUGUCUGAGUUUUGGGCGUGGGUUUGAAUGCAUAGCCAAUGCCACAUUUACUAGUGACAGCCACCCUCUCAUUUACAGAGGAAAUGGGAAGAUUCAGAGAAAUCUCACCAAUGUGACCUUUAGCUUUCGGACCAGAAAGUCAUGGGCUACAUUGCUUUAUGCUGAAGGUGGACCUUCAUUUAUAAGGAUCAGUAUCCAGGAUUCUCUUCUGGUGUUUGAGUUACGCAGUAAUAAUAGCGUUUCAACUACAACUUUGAAGAGCUCCACAUCAGUAAAUGAUGUCAAAUGGCACAUGGUAACUCUGUCUAUGGUCGAAGACAGAUUACUGCAUUCAAACUGGCAGAUGUCUAUUGAUGGAAAAAUAAAUACCAUUUCUAGGAGUGAAUCAACUGGAAACUUAAACUUUCUGAGAGAAGACACUGACAUUUUUAUGGGGGGUACAGGCCCUGAUAGCCAUGGGGAUCUGGUUGGAUGUCUAAGCACAGUCAGCAUUGGUGGAAUUCCAUUGCCUUACCUUACCAGUGCUGACAUCCACAUCACAAAACCUCAGCAAGAACAGUUUGUUAAAGUUUCAACUCACACAGUCAUAGCAGGCUGUUCAGGAGAAGCAGUUUGUGCAUCUAACCCUUGUAGGAAUGGAGGAACCUGUGAAGACCUUUUCAACCUUUUUAACUGUACAUGUCCAGGUGGAUGGACAGGUCUCAUGUGUGACAUAAACAUUGAUGAAUGUGAAUCCAACCCUUGUGUACAUGGAAACUGUUCCGAUAAAAUCCUGUCUUAUGAAUGUAUAUGUAUACCUGGUUACACAGGUAGAAACUGUGAACUGGAAAUAAAUGAAUGUCUAAACCAUCGAUGCAAGAAUGGAGCCACGUGUAUCGAUGGCAUCAACCGAUACUCUUGUCUGUGUCCUCGAAAUUCCACUGGGCCAUUUUGUGAAACCAUCUUGAGAUAUGAACUAGAGAACGAUUCACCGUUUUACUACCCCAUACCACGAUACCCAAAGCUGCCUUCAUCCUUUUGUGAAAAUGAUAAGCGGAAUUACACGUGUUACAAUGGUGGAAACUGCACAAAAGUUUCAUCAGAGUGGAAGUGUGUGUGUCUACUAGGAUUUCAGGGAGACUGGUGUGAAGUGGAUAUCGAUGAGUGUGCGUCGAACCCCUGUCUGAAUGAAGGACACUGCAGGAACAUGAUCAACAAAUAUCAGUGCUUCUGUGGAGUGAACUUCGCCGGGAACAAUUGUGAAGUCGACACUGCUGCUCCAGUAACUGCAUCAGACUUGGCCCCCGUUUUAGUCCCGUGUCUUAUUGGAGGUGCAGUAGUGAUAGCAAUUGUUAUAAUUGUUAUGAUUAUAAAAAUCCGAGAGUCCAGGCAAUUGGAAGGGACAUACAGCCCGAGAAACACUGAGCCCACUGGGAUGCAGGUUGAGAUGGAGUGCAGCAUUGAGAAACCCAGCCCCCCAGAGCGCCUGAUUUGAGAAGGGAGGAGCAAAAGGAAACAGAGUCCGUCUGGAAGGGUCUGGUCUGCCCAGGUACUGUUGAGGCCGGCGCCACGAAGAGAGGAGAAGCAGAGAGCACGGCAAGCAGAGGAGCAGGACUUCUGAACACAUCGGCUAGAAGCGAAGCAGACGUCAUUUUAUUUCUUUUAUUUAUUUGUGCUUCCUUAUAUUUAUUCAGUUCAUUUUCUUUGUUGUUUUUACACUUACGGAAUGGCUCAGAGUACAUCUGUACAGUGCAGGACGUGAUCUAAAAAAAUAAGUGCCUGUGCAGCAUCGGAAAAAUGAAGUCUGUGACGCAUGAGCGUAGUGAUCUACAAUGUUUGACUGGAGGCAAAAGCAACAAUGUCAUACUUAUACUAAAACAAACUCUUCAUGUAUUAUAAACUAAUCAAAAAUAUUUAAUUUUCAGAAAAUGGUAAAAAUAAAGACGAUUCUGGCUCUUUG
This is a messenger RNA of Erpetoichthys calabaricus (reedfish), 4891 nucleotides long. It is a transcript of the gene crb1, whose product is annotated as crumbs cell polarity complex component 1. Gene Ontology annotation, cellular component: plasma membrane; protein-containing complex. The record is from RefSeq and is a predicted model, not a curated record. Gene Ontology annotation, biological process: establishment or maintenance of epithelial cell apical/basal polarity; heterophilic cell-cell adhesion. The transcript has 13 exons. The coding region runs from base 125 to 4426 and encodes 1433 amino acids. Gene Ontology annotation, molecular function: calcium ion binding. NCBI's taxonomy places the organism in Eukaryota, Metazoa, Chordata, Cladistia, Polypteriformes, Polypteridae.